GGGCCACUAAAGCAUCGUCGUCUUUUUGACAGAUAGCCUUGCAGUCUACCAAAGUUCUUCCACACUGCACUCCCAUCAGAAGGAAAGUAAGCGAGAACAGGACAUUUUUCACCCCAGCCUCUAGGGCAUGGCACUAAUCGGAGAAUGGCCAACAGGAAAAGCUUCCACUCCGUAGCAUUGUAACGAAGUUCGGAUAGUUAAGUUUUGUCUGUUAACUAGAUGUAACUGACAAUGACCGAGUAAGAUUUAAUGGUGCUACUAGAGAGAAAAUAUUUUCAUCUGACGUAGUGCGGAAAAAAAUUAGUUCCUGGUCAAUAAGUGAACGUGUUUAUAUCAGAUGUUAGAUUUUGAGAUGCAUACUUUAAUGUAAAAGUUUUAUAUGUUGACAUUAAUCCUAAGUUCAGCCGUCCAUUGCCGAAAUCAAGUUUGCCAAAAAAUUAGAGGAAACUGUAUCUAGUGCGAAGAAAAUUUUUUAUUCAAAGCAAAAUUGUUGCAAAAUUUAUUUUGGAAAAUGUCUUCCUGCUCUCAGUUGAAUAGUUAAGUGAGGUCGCGAUAAAUUGUUAGAAAUGUGUUAGAAAUUUUAAUUUAAGCAAAGAAUUACACUUAUCAUAACUGCCAACAAAAGCCAUAACAAACGUCUGAACAAAAGAAUCUGUGCGUUGUGAAGGUACCAGCGACCUGCCAAAAUAACAGCCCUUCUGCUGCCUCUGGGGGGUGUGUUCGCGUGUUUGUGGGUGCUAAAAGAAGAGGGGAAAUCGAUUUUUCCUUUCCGCUCGACGUCGCUACCGCUGUCAUCCGGUGGAACAAGGUGCGGAGUGAAGUUUGCUGCAAUAGCUGCCUGCGGGCUGUUUUUCGUCGAUUUCAUGCGGAGGGAAAAGUGGCGUCAAAAUAAUGUGGAAAAGCAUCGUUCCACCCCCGCCGCGCACAGCGUCUGGCUGACCUAAGCGAAUGCAGUCACGCUUUUCACCACUGGCAUACACUGACUGGGAUGUGGGCUGAUUGUUUUGUAUAAAAGGCGGAAAAACUUUAGCUACACUCACACAGACAGAAAGACGGAUAUGCGAACUGGAGAUGAAAAACAGUUAAGGAUUGUACGACUUUGUUGUGUUUGAGUUUGACACAGUAGGCGCAUCGAAAACGACGAUAUGUGAAGAAUCAACAUGCAGUGAAAGUAACACGAAAAAGAUACUGCUGAGAGUGGUUGCUACUCAUGAUCCUAGUAAUCUGAUACGUGUCGCUCGUGAAUAGUGAUGGUUAAGUCAUUGAACUCAUCAAGUACUUACUGCCUGUGCUACCGUUCUCUGCAUUUAAUGCACGUGCGCUAACAACGCGAAACGCAAGUUGAAAACACCUUGAGGGUGCUACCUGUUUCGCUUUGAAACGUCCUUGAGAAAAUCAAAACAAAGAUGCAUCAUAACCACGCGGAGGAGGGGAGGCAUCUGCUGCGUAAUGCCAGUGCUAGUGCUUCUAUUGAUACUCGGUAUGACCACACAAUUGUGUGGCCUUUUCUGAUUCAGAAUGCCAUGGAAAAUCCACUGUGCACCUCAACAACUCCGGCAAACUCAACGGUUUCGGUAUUACUAUGGACUACGAUUGCAGUGUUUGGCAUAGUAUACACGCUACUAGGUUACCGCUGUCUACGAGCAAUCGGGUUUCUCACCGGGUUGGCUGCGGGUGCCGGUUGCAUUGUACUGCUGCAAAGUAAAAAUAUCACAGAGUUCGGCAAUCUGGCCGCGCCAGCGUUGGCCGUCGUUGCCGGACUGUUCGGUGCCAUCCUGGGCUCGACUCAUCCCAUCUCAUCCACGCUGAUUGGAGCUUCGGCUGGAGCGCUGAUAGCGGGUGCAACGAUUGCAACCUGUAUUGCCACACUACCUCACUACAUCUUUGGAGAGAAUGAGCUUCUUGUAUCGGUCGUGGGUGGAGCAAUCAUCUGUGCAAUUAUUACACUAUUCUGUCCCAAACUGAUGUCAAUCAUCGCAUCGAGUAUCCUAGGAUCGGCCAUGAUUCUCUGUUCGAUUGAUUUCUUUAUGCAUGGAUUAAAUACGCUAGAUUGGAUCUUCAACAUUAAACCCGAUCCGACACCCCCACCCUGCUGGGGUGGAGUCAUUCUGUGCUGUUGGCCCAUUGCAUCGGUGCUUGGGAUACUGGUGCAGUGCUUUGUAACUGCUUGGAAAAUUGACCACCGAAGACAGAUGAUGCAACGAAGAAGACGCCACUACAAGGGACGACCGGGUUCGCGUACUAGGGAAACGCGGGAAGAGGCCCGCCAGCGGAAGUACCGCUAUCUCUACCAAGUUCGAACGGCCCGAGGCGACAUAAUUUCGCAAAAUUUCGUAUCCGCCCUACAGAAGCACGUAACCACAGACUCCGGCCCGCCGUCGGAAGUAUCUACCAAGUUGGGUUCGAACGACCGCAACACAGCCCGCAGUGAUCGGACCCACAUGACUAAUCUGCCCGAUUCUGACAUGGACAAGCGCGACUUGAGCUACGAAAAACGUUCACAUUCGGCCAAAUAGCACCAAUACUACUCCUACUAUCCCAAUUAUCAUCACAGCAGCUAUCCGCAGAAGCAAGAGCGCACCUGUUACUAGUCCGACAUUUUCAGGGAAACUCUUAUCUCACUCUUGUUGUGUCAGUUUCCGAUCUCCGCAUGUUAUGUUCAAGUUUUCACGCCUCACUAAAAACUACAGAUUUGUGACUGUACAGAGCAAAUGAAUGGAUAAGAUCGAAGGUAAAUAUUAUGGUAAUCGAUUAGUUUCUGUUUUGUGACAUUGGAAACUGAUGCUCCUUGAGAAGCAAUAUAAAUUGGGGGUGUGCGAAAGGGAAACAAAAAUGGACGAAAAUGCGUUUAAUACGAAGGCAGGCAACCAAAUAAAAAAUGGUUCAGAAAUAUCCAGUAACGUUCUAGGGACCGGAGAAGCACUGUGAGUGCUUUUGCAGUGGAGCUAAGCUUGCGAAGAGAAUGAGGAAACGAUUUUAAAAACCAUACUGUAAUAAUAAAAUACUUUAAAAAACAUUAACUCAAUAACUGAAUCAAAUUCAACGCUACUUACAAGUAAGAUUAAAACGCUACACUUAUUUCUAACUAUUUCUAAAGUAUAGAUAUUAUCAGACCGCAGACCGUUUUAGUUUAAGGCGACAAAGAAGUUACCAAGAAGGCACAAUGAUACCAUAGGAAUGUUUAGAACAGAACAUGGGAAAGCGACGAAUGUGAUUACUUUUUUUCUAUAGUAAAGUAAAACUCAUACUGCUACAAAAUGCAUUUAGACGAAGUCGAAACCGCCGUAGUGGAGAGAAGUUAUUUUUUAUCAAAAGCAAAACAAAGAAACAAAAACAAGUAAAACAGGCACCUGGAAACGAGUUUUGUUUGCAAACAGUUUUUUGCCUCGGAAAUUGUACACAAGUAACGAUAUCGAUUAUGAAAUAGAUGUGCGACCGUUCAUGCAUAGAUGAAAGGAAGAAAAAACUAGGCGCAACCAGAAGCCACGCGCAAAAAGUUACCCCAAUAUAGUAGAGAAAAGUUGCAAUAGAAGCGUUUUUGGUUGUUCGUUCGGGAAUCAAACAAAAAAAAUGACAUAAGUUCAAAUGGUUCAAAUUUCUGACACACAAAUAUAUACCGGAACAAAAUACGACGUGUGAGAAGCGAUUGUGAGGCAAGCCGAUAGUGACAGCAUUGUUGGGACUCAGAACAGUGUGAGAGGUUGCAACUUAGCAUUGCGUCCUCGGUGAUGGUAUAGAGUGAAAGGUAUAAUAAAUAAUAUAAAUGUUCUAGGUUAAUGAGAAGCUCAAAAUAUAUAAAACAUAUUUUGGAAUUAUCUGAAA
This is a messenger RNA of Wyeomyia smithii (pitcher-plant mosquito), 3822 nucleotides long. RefSeq names its product transmembrane protein 198. The coding region runs from base 1407 to 2516 and encodes 369 amino acids. The transcript is spliced from 7 exons. Lineage: Eukaryota; Metazoa; Arthropoda; Insecta; Diptera; Culicidae. Gene Ontology annotation, cellular component: plasma membrane. The record is from RefSeq and is a predicted model, not a curated record.